UCACCACUGGUCCUCCCAUCCAUCUCCCCUCCAAGUCCAACCAGCCACCAAUAGCGAUGGAAGCUCAUCUCAUUCUCAUCCCAAGCAUCCUUCCCCUUCCCUUUCCCCUUUCCUUCCUUUAUGUCCCACCUCAUAAACAGAAAGAGGAAAAAGGGAACGGAGGAAGGAAGGAAUGGUGAUUAUAAGUAGAACUUGGUGAGCUUCUGUGUUCUUGAAUGGAUGAAGAAGAAGAAGGUCCACAAUCUUGUUUUCCGAGCUCAAGGGUGUGCAGACUGUUACUAACGCUUUGGAGUGUCGUAAUCUGACAGCGAGAGAGAGCACGCUAGUCGGCAUCCAUGCUAGGAGACAUGGCUGUUUACCAGCGUGCUCUCUUUCGUUGUCAUACGAUGUGCCUUCUGAGGCAAGAUCCACUAGCUCUCCAGUAUCAUUUCAUCUCAUCAGGAUGAAGGGAGGGGAGCACCAAAUUUGAAGUGAAGAGAAGAAAAACGAGGUCUGAGUUGUGGCUUUGCAGCUGGAAAGGAGAAAUCGUAGUGUUUCUGCUACUGAAUGAAGCAAUUCGACCUUUUCCGAAUAUUUGAAUCAGAAACGGGACAACCAUGUUGCGGAUUGCAGUCCAUUCCAACUCUGAUCAGGAUGCAUAUGUUGUGUAGCUCUCUCGUCAAAGAAAUUAGACAGUAAAAUAGAGAACCCCGAAUUAAUCCCAUUCUUGUUUCAAUAUGCACUGCCUCAAGAAUCAGUCGACGCGAUGCAAUUACUAAGUGCAGUGCCAUACACGAUGGAAUUGCUAUCAUGAUUCGGAUGGAUGCAUCAAUAUGCAAAAACUUCUCGACAUUGACAGGCAAUCUCAUGAAGCAUCUUUAUUAUUGUUGAUCGGGAUAAAUAAAACAUUGGACUGAUACGGUCGAGAUGGACCAUUAAGCAAUAACUUGACGGUUGUUCAUCUGUUAACAAGUGCAUCUGCUCUCCCAGCGGUCUGAAACCAUGAAUUUUGGCGCCAAAAUUAUCGUGAGUAGUUCCAUGUUGCCUGUCACCACCACCGGGCCGCCGUAUCGGCCCGAAUGUUCGGACAAUAAGCUCGAGAAGAGCCCUUUAAGUUGAAGAGAGGUCCUCUCUUUCUUGAAGAUAAGCAAGAACAUUGCCCAGAUUCAUCAAGCACAUGCCGAGGUCGUUAAAAAAGGAGUGGAGCAGGAUCCCGUUGUUGCCUUCGAGCUAAUCCGGGCUUGUUCCGGCGCAGACUCCAUCAACUAUGCUGGCAAGGUCUUCGCGAAGUUGGAAGCUCCGAACGUGUUUCAUUUCACCGCUCUGAUCAACGGGGUACGUCUUGUCGGGAUCGGUUGCAGAAGCUAUUCGCUUGUACUAUGAGAUGGUUGGUGAAUUGGUACAUCCUGAUAGUUAUGUGACUGCUUCCGUCCUGAAAGCCUGCGGGCUCGGAUUGGCAUUGAGGGAACAGAGGGAGGUCCAUGGGCGAGUUGUGAAACUCUGGAUUAGCCGGAGCCGUGUCGUCAGGAUUAAUCUCAUGGAAGUCUAUGGGAAGUGUGGGGAGUUUCAGGACGCGUGGAAGGUGUUUGAUGAUAUGCCCGAACAAGAUGCUAUUGUAAGGACGGCCAUGAUGUCAUGUUACUUUGAUCAUGGGCUAGUUGCGGAGGCGUGUGCUCUCUUCAGCGGGGUUGGGAAGAAGGACACGGUUUGUUGGACGGCUAUGAUUGAUGGGCUAGUCCGGAAUGGGGAGAUGUGCAGGGCAUUGGAGGUGUUCAGGGAGAUGCAGAGGGAGAACGUGAACCCGAACGAAGUGACAAUAGUUUGCGUACUGUCUGCUUGUUCUCUGCAGGGAGCAAUGGAGAUCGGGAGAUGGGUACAUUCCUACUUGGGGAAGUUUGGGGUUGAUCUCAAUCGGUUCGUAGGUGGUGCUCUGAUUAACCUCUAUGCUUCUUUUGGGAGAUGGGACGAAGCUGCGUUAAUCCGAGCAAAGAUGAAGUAGAGUGGUCAUCUCGCUCAAAUUUUAAACUAAUGUAUCUUAUCUUGCUCUUUCAUCAAUUCACACGUGGUCAUCUUCCACUUUACUUUUUA
This is a messenger RNA of Punica granatum (pomegranate), 2067 nucleotides long. NCBI's taxonomy places the organism in Eukaryota, Viridiplantae, Streptophyta, Magnoliopsida, Myrtales, Lythraceae. The record is from RefSeq and is a predicted model, not a curated record.